CAUUUUCACUACUCCCCACCCAAACAUCAACAUGAAGUUUGCCGAGACCAUCAUCCUCUUCGCUACCUCCCUCUCCUCCGUCACAGCCCAAUGCCGCCUUCCCACAACCUACAAAUGGACUUCGACCGGUGCCCUGGCCCAACCCAAGGUUAACGGCGCGGUCGCCCUCAAAGACUUCACCGCCGUGCCCUACAAUGGACAAUACCUCGUCUACGCCUCCACCGGUAGCGCAUCAGGCACCUACAGCUCCAUGAUGUUCGCUCCCAGCUCCCUUCAAAACCUCGGCUCUGCCGCUCAGACCGCCACUCCCUUCUCCGCCGUAGCUCCGACCCUAUUCUUCUUCGCCCCCAAAAACAUAUGGGUUCUCGCCUACCAGUGGGGCGCCACGGCCUUCCGCUACCGCACCUCGACCAACCCCUCCAACGUCAACGGCUGGUCCGCCGACCAAGCCCUCUUCUCGGGUUCCAUCACGGGAUCCGACACGGGCCCCAUCGACCAGACUCUCAUCGGCGACGCCAGUAACAUGUACCUCUUCUUCGCCGGCGACAACGGCAAGAUCUACCGCUCCAGCAUGCCCAAGGCCAACUUCCCGGGCUCCUUCGGCUCGGCAUCCACGGUCAUCAUGUCCGACACGCGGAACAAUCUCUUCGAGGCCGUGCAGGUCUACACCCUCGGCGGUUCGAACCGCUACCUCAUGAUCGUCGAGGCGAUCGGGUCGCAGGGACGGUUCUUCCGCUCCUUCACGGCGACGAGCUUGAGUGGCAGCUGGACUCCUCAGGCGGCGACGGAGAGCAACUCUUUCGCCGGCAAGGCCAACACGGGUGUGUCGUGGACGAAUGAUAUCAGUCAUGGAGAUGUGAUUCGCAGCACGGCGGAUGAGACGAUGAAGAUUGAUGAUUGCAAAUUGCAGGUGUUGUAUCAGGGACGGAGCCCGACGAGCGGAGGGGAUUACAAUGCGUUGCCAUAUAGGCCUGCGCUUCUUACUCUGCAGCAGUAG
Messenger RNA from Zymoseptoria tritici IPO323, 997 nucleotides. It is a transcript of the gene MgABFB3, whose product is annotated as putative alpha-L-Arabinofuranosidase. The record is from RefSeq and is a predicted model, not a curated record. Gene Ontology annotation, biological process: L-arabinose metabolic process. Bases 32 to 997 code for a protein of 321 amino acids. Gene Ontology annotation, molecular function: alpha-L-arabinofuranosidase activity. The transcript has a single exon. NCBI's taxonomy places the organism in Eukaryota, Fungi, Ascomycota, Dothideomycetes, Mycosphaerellales, Mycosphaerellaceae.